This is a messenger RNA of Clonostachys byssicola, 4458 nucleotides long. Lineage: Eukaryota; Fungi; Ascomycota; Sordariomycetes; Hypocreales; Bionectriaceae. The record is from the annotation of a GenBank genome assembly.
AUGGCUCUUCAACUCCCACUGAAGCUCUGGCCAACGAGCUCCCGGCCGGUAUACUCACCUAGUGUGGCUACGAGCAAUAGGUCGUGCUCGAUAGAUGUUCAUGAUACGUUUGGGCCGACAGUGGCAUACUCGUGUCUUAAUGGCUUCGAUUUCACGCUGCUUUUUGAAGAGAGUGUCCUGACUUUAUUGCCACUUUUGCUCACCGUUGUGAUACUCGUCCCCCGCGCGAUUUUACUUCGCAAGACUGCCCCGAAGGCCAAACGAUCAUGGCUGUUUGCUCUGAAAUGUGUGACAUAUUCCAUCUACAUCGUGCUACAGAUCGUCUUUCUGGCUCUUCUGGUUCGACAGGACACUCCAUCCACCAGACUCACCGUACCGCUGGUAGUCACCGUCGUGGUUAGUUUCAUCUGGCUUCUCUAUGUCUCAUAUCUGGAGCAUGUCCGAUGUGUGAGGCCGUCGACCAUUCUUUGCCUCUAUUUCGGUAUCUCUGCUCUGCUAGAUUUGGCGCGUUUGCGUACCCUCUUCUUCAUCCCGAACUAUCAUAUAGCGGCACUGGUCAACCUUGCAAGCUACGCUGUGAAGUUGGUGUUGUUGAUCCUGGAAGUCACUGAAAAGCGAAGUCUGCUGUUGUGGCAGUGGAAAGAUUCGUCUCCCGAAGAUGUCGCCUCUUACUACAGCCGAGUCUUAUUCCUCUGGCUCAACCGGGUGUUUAUCAGGGGAUACAACACGCGUCUAACUGUAGACAGUUUGACGCCUCUGGACCAAGCUAUUUUGACCGCUUCUCGGCCUACAAAGUUGGAGCAGAGGUGGGCGAAAGCCGAAAAAUCGAGCAAGGGCGCUUUGCUUUGGGUCUUUGUAUGUCAUUACAAAUGGGCCCUGUUGGGUGGUGUGUUGCCGCGCCUCACCUAUAUUGCAUUCACUUUCGUCGAGCCGUCACUCGUGGAGAGAACCUUGAAUUUUACCUCGGAACCUGAGAGCCCGAACUCAACAAACAUAGCCUACGGCCUCAUCGGCGCGUAUGCUCUCGUCCACCUUGGCAAAGCGAUGUCGCUAGCCUGGUACGAGCACAUGACAUAUCGCGCCCUGACACUGUUUCGCGGUAGCCUUGUCACGUUGAUCUUCGGCAAGACUCUUCGCCUGAGCACCAGUGCUGUCAAAGACGCCGAGGCCAUCACGCUGAUGAGCGCCGAUAUCGAUCGAAUCGGUCUUUCCAUGGAGAUCAUUCACGAUGCUUACGCCGCGGUCGUAGAGCUUGCCUUGUCUCUUUGGCUGCUCUCUAGGCUGCUCGGCAUCGCAGUUCUGCCUCCUACCUUCUUCAUUGUCGGCAAGUAUAACCCGGCUCUUGUUCUGUGUCUUGGAUUUGGAAUUCCCAUUGCCUCUGCCGCUGGAAACGCGCAGGUGCCAUGGCUCGAGGCGAUCGAGAAACGCUUGGCCGUGACCUCCAAGAUGGUGGGGACGAUGAAGGUGAUUCGAAUGACCGGCUUGACAGACAUCAUCCACAAGAUUGUUACCAGUCUCAGAAGCAAGGAAAUCCGAGCAUCACGCGCCUUCCGUCUCUUGUCCGUGCUACAGACUGGAGCUGCCAAUUGCACAUUUACCUUUGCUCCCGUCCUGGGUCUCGGAACCUUUGCCAUCUUGGCUAAGGUCAACAACACGGAGGCAUUGACAGAGGGUAUGGCUUUUGCAGUCCUGAGUCUGUUCAACCUCCAGGACAGGCCCGUCAUGUCCUUGCUUCAUGGCUUCGAAGACUUCCAGACCAUAUACAACGCCUUUUAUCGUAUUCAGACCUACCUCUUGUCUGCUGAGAGGGAAGACUCGCGAGCGACUCCUCUCUACCAACAGCCCGAAGCGUCAUCGGAUGAGAGCUUACCGAAAAUCUCUACUACAGUGGCAUCCGGCCACGGCGUUCUGACCAAGGUCGUUGACAACAAUUCUGAAUCCAGCGUUAUUCGUCUCACUGAAGCCUCGGGGGGUUAUACUCCUGAAACAAUGAUCCUCAGAGGAAUCAACCUGGGGAUUAGUGGCGGCAAGGUAACCAUGAUUGUCGGGCCUGUCGGUUCCGGCAAGUCAACACUGUUGCGCCUUCUCCUCGGCGAGCUGCCCCAAGUGUCAGGUUCCGUCGUCUCGGACUUUUCCAAAUGUGCAUAUGCCCCCCAAUCGCCGUGGAUUACGUGGGGCACAGUACGAAGCAACAUCCUGGGAAUGACGCCGUGGGAUGCUGGGUGGUACCGCAAAGUUGUUCGCGCGUGUUCGCUAGACGGUGAUUUUGAAGGUCUGCCAGAUGGCGACCAGACAAAAACUGGGAUCCGAGGCUCUCAUCUGAGUGGCGGCCAACAGAUUCGUGUUUCGUUGGCUCGUGCUUUGUACUCUAGGAACAAACUCCUUGUUUUGGAUGAUGUCCUGACAGGUCUUGACCGGACGACUGAGGCCGCUGUGCUGGAUGCCGUUUUCGGUGAGGACGGCAUCCUCAAAAAUAUAGGGUCAACGGUCGUGCUUGCUACAAAUUCUGCUGGCCACCUACGCUACGCCGACCAUAUAAUAGUUCUCAACACGGAAGGGGGUAUCGCUGAGCAAGGCACUCUUGAAGACGUUUCCGCAUCCGGGGGCUAUGUGCAGCGCCUGGAGAGCUUGCCAGUUGCUGAGACGUCCCGGCAGGAAGCCCUGGAGGUGCCAGAGGAAGUCUAUCAGGAACUCGGCCUCGAAAAUGAGGACGACGAGUUAGAUGCUGCCCACCGGGCCAGUGACUGGCAGGUGUACACUUACUACAUCCAGGUUGCCGGUGUAUGGACCUUUUCAGCCUAUCUCGUUAUCUGCGUGGCGUAUAUAUUUGGCCUUAGCUUUCCCUCAAUAUGGUUACAAUGGUGGACCCAUUACAAUAAAGAACAUCCCAACGACAACAUUGGCUACUGGCUUGGCGUAUACUUUGCCCUCGCAAGUUUAGCGAUUGCAGGGUGUAUGGCAUCCGACUGGGCUUUUCGAAUGAUGGUGGUUCCAAAAACCUCGCGCAAAUUCCACGAGCUUUUGCUCGAUACAACUAUGCACGCAACAACAUCGUUUCUGACAUCUACAAAUGUCGGAAUCACCACGAACCGCUUCAGCCAAGACCUGCAGCUUAUCGACAGUGAUCUGCCGCAGUCUCUCGACGAGUGCGUCAUGAACUUUCUUGGUGUCUUGAUCUCAGCCGUGUUGGUGUUUACCGGCUCGGGCUACGUUGCUGCUACUAUUCCCGCCUGCGUAGCUGUCAUCUUCUUUGUCCAGAUGUUUUAUCUGCGUACCUCACGUCAGUUGCGUCUGCUCGAUAUUGAGGCUAAGGCGCCCCUAUUUUCCCAUUUCAUUGAGACCCUGGGCGGCAUCGCCUGCAUCCGCGCAUAUGGGUGGUCAGAACAGUACAUGGACCGGAGCUACGACGUCCUCGACGCCUCGCAGAAGCCGUACUAUCUAUUGUGGUGCAUUCAGAGGUGGCUGACCGUGGUGCUGGACCUGUUGGCCGGCGCCAUCGCCGUGAUGCUGGUCGCGUUUGCAACACUGGUGCGCAACGGGUCGACUGGGCUGCUGGGCGUGGCGCUCUUCAAUGUCAUCAGUUUCAGUGGCGCUCUCCAGUCUCUUGUCACGCAGUGGACACAGCUGGAGACAGGCCUUGGUGCCAUCAGUCGUGUCAAGGCAUUCGUUGAAGAGACCAAAUCAGAGAAAUGUGAGGGAGAGACGGACGAGGACUUGCCAGAUGCUUGGCCGGCAACUGGUUCUAUUAUUCUGAAUAACGUCUCCGCCUCUUACGAGUCAUCUACUGCUCCUGUCGUCGAUGGAUUCAACUUGACCAUCCAACCAGGUGAAAAGAUUGCAUUGUGCGGGCGAACCGGAAGUGGUAAAUCGUCACUGCUCUUGGCUAUUCUUGGUAUGCUGGACCUCGAUGAGGGCAGCAUCACCAUUGACGGGUACGCCACCGGAGAGAUAUCGCGAGAGACACUGCGCAGCCGCCUCAACAUAUUACCACAGGAGCCCUUCUUUCUGUACGGGAGUGUGCGCGAGAACAUGGACCCGCUGCACAUCUUGACCGACGAACGGAUUAUCGAAACCCUACGUGCCGUUCAUCUCUGGGACUUGCUGGAUGACCGCGGUGGGCUCGACGCCCCAAUGGACGAGGAUGCUCUGUCCCACGGCCAGCGACAGCUAUUCUGUCUUGCCCGCGCUAUUGCGCGCCCGGGUAAGAUCAUCAUCAUUGACGAGGCGACGAGCAGCGUCGACGCGGAGACGGAUGAGCUCAUGCAGCGGGUACUACGAGAAGAGCUCCAGGGCCGCACCCUGAUCGCCAUUGCUCACAAGCUAAACACAGUGCUCGACUUCGAUCGGGUCGUGCUAAUUGACAAGGGCAAGCCGCUGGAAUCUGGGAACCCGCAAGAGCUCCUGGCCGACCCAGCGUCCAUGUUCUCUAAGCUAUACAGGGGUGGAGCAAGUGGGUGA